GACAAAAAGAUCCUUGUAUUAUUCUAUUUACAGUGACACUCAACCCUGUUGGUAUUAAUCAAAAUGGUGUUUGUGUGUGUUUGAGAGAGAAGAGAGAGAGAGAGAGAGAGAGAGAGAGAAGGCAGUCACUAUCCAGGGACUAAUUGCUCUGCAUGAACAGCUCUAGAAGCCUAGUAUUGUGAGAUCCAACUCCGACUUAAAUAUUUCAGAAUUGACCAAAAGCAGAGAUUGCAGGGUAAUUCAAAACCACUAGAAACGGAAUAUAGGCAACAUUUUCAAAGAGCUAUCAACUUUUAUCCCACUGGAUGUAGGCUACCUGGGGACAAUGUAGAGCGCGUUUUUUUUGUCAGUGUGGGUUGGAACAGGUGAAUUGCAAGUAGCGACAAUAUCAAGGACCACCAAGAACAACAAAAAUUUACAACAGUCAGACAUCUGAAGGUUCUGCUGAAUUCCAUGGAUCGGACACUCAAGAGGCUUCAUCUCCUUCUGCUCCCGACCGCUGUCACUUUCUGGUCUCUCCCCUUCUCUAUGGCCACCAGCGUGGCCCCAGGGGGAUGUGGCUCCAAUGUAGGCUCCCUGUACUAUAGCCUGUGUGACCUCAGUGCCGUAUGGGGCAUUGUACUGGAGUCAUUCGCGGCGGCUGGCGUGGUGGGUUCCAUCAUCCUCCUCAUCGUCCUCCUGGCCAGCCUACCCUUCAUCACAGACAAGAACAAGAGGAGCUCCGUGGGGCUCCAUGCCUGCUUCCUGAUCUGUACCCUGGGCCUCUUCUGCCUCACUUUCUCCUUCAUCGUAGGGAAGGACUUCGCCACAUGUGCCUCGCGGCGCUUCCUCUUCGGGGUGCUGUUCGCUGGGUGCUUCACGUGUCUUCUCAUGCAGUGUGUGAGGCUGAACCUCCUGGCCCGCAGGGGGGAUCAGGGGCCCCGGGCCUGGGUUCUGUGUCUGGGAGCCCUGGGGCUCUGGCUGGUGGAGGUGGUCAUCAACACAGAGUGGCUGAUCAUUACCAUUGUUCGCUACCCACUGUCACCGCUCAACGUUACUGGGACAGCACUAGGCACGGCCGACGACGUGCCAUGUAACAUCGCCAACCAGGACUUUGUAAUGGCGCUGAUCUACGUACUGAAUCUUCUCCUAGCUGUCGUAGUGGCAUCCUUACCCUCCCUGUGCGGGAAACACAAGCAGAGACGCCAGGAGGGAGCAAUACUCCUCGUCACGGGUCUCCUCUCUGUGUUCAUCUGGGUGGCCUGGAUCACCAUGUACGUCUGGGGGAACCUGACGACCGGUGGACCCAGCUGGGAUGACCCUACCCUGGCCAUCGCCCUGGUCAGCAACGCCUGGGUGUUCCUGGUCCUCUACACCAUCCCAGAGAUCUGCUCUCUGACUCAGGAGGACGGGGGGGCGCCGGGGUUCAGAGAGGACCUGUACCCCAGUAUAGGGGUGGGCUACGAGACCAUCCUGAAGGAUCAAGGAGCCAAGAAUAUGUUUAUGGAGAACAAGGCUUUCUCUAUGGAUGAAAACUCAGGUCCGAAGGUUGUGUCCCCAUACAGUGGCUACAGUGGUCAGCUCCGCAGUUCUGUCUACCAGCCCACAGAGCUAGCUAUCAUUAGCAAGGGAAUGGGGAAUCAGGAAAUGUCCUAUGAGUCUCGCAUCCCCCGAGCCUCCAUCAACAACAGCUCCCCGGCCCACAGCGGGGGCAGUACCCUGGUAAUGGACUGCACAAGAAAUCCCAGUGGUGAACACAGACUUUACGUUACACCUCUCUCCUCAAGACAUUUUUGUUCAUCCAUUUUAUUCAAAUCUGUUGACUCUAUUUUGCUGUUUUCCAUUGGAUUCUUAAUAUGAGCUGGCUCUAAAGCGACCAGCCUAUCAGACUCCAGAGAUGACGUUUGGGUGAUCGAUACAAACAAUUUGCCUAUCUAUAAAUGGACAGUCCUGCACAGCAAAAUCAAUGGUGUACAUUUAACUCUGAAAGUGUUAAAUGUACACUAUUUUCAGUGAACAUAUGAGUCCCACUGACCCGGUGUUAAUAUAACACUUUUGAAACUGUUAAAGAUUGAACUCUGUUGCAGUGUUCCCCAUUCAACUCUUAAACUGUUCAUAGGAACUUGAUUGUGGUGUUUGCAUAGCUCUACUGUAGAGUAUUAUGCAACACCUACAGAGUAAAACAUAACACUAGACAAAUUUGCUUAUUUCCCAGAGUGCCUUUUCUUUUCAAGUGAAUUGUAAAGUUAACACCCAUGACUGUAUUUGUUAACGAUAGAGACAUGCUUACUGAAUUUAAUUUAAAAGGCCUGUAUCUUUCACCUACUGAGUAUCUAAAACUAUGACUCUAUGAUAGUACAUGUAUCAUGACCUAGUUUCAUCCUAACACAGAGGUGUUAAGAAAGUCAUGGUUUGCACACCAAAUCAGGCCUGCAAAUUACAUUAUGCUGGCUCUCGAAGUGAUGUGUAAUUCCUAUUGAAAUCCAGCCAGAGUUGGGAUAUACUAUAGUUAAAAUUGUUAUUCACUUGCAACCUGCAUUCAGAAUGAUUGUCAGGGUUCUUCUUCUUUUGAAAAUUGAUAAGACUACCUUAACCAUUUAAACUGAAACAACAAUUUUAGUAACGGGUGCAAUAAAUUUAACUAAGUGAUUGUAUUAGUUUAGAAAAAUGUGUGUUAUUUAUCUUUGUGUAGUUUAAGAUUAAUCAAUCAAUGUACAUGUAAAAACACAGACAUUAAAAGCAAUCCUAAAAAAUCAACCUGCAGUAGAGCAUGCUGGGAAAUAUGAUAAUGAUAGGCGUGCUUUUGAUGGGACUGUUUAACUCUCCACAGUGUAAAACAAUAACUAUGCUUAUUAACACUAACACUUGGGGAUAUUUUACCCAACUGAGUGUUACUUUCACUCUUACAGAGUGAAUUUAUCUCCUGAAUAAACACAAGAAAAGUUACACUGAAAAAUCAACACUGGCCAAUUUGCUGUGUGUGUUUGACAUAACCCUCUAUAGAUCAAAGCAACCUGCAGUCAAAGCAACCCACAGAGCAGACGGUAUACCCAUGGCUUAGGGAGAAAACAAUAUAUUUUGUUAAGGUUACCAUUCCUCUCACUGUGAACUGAGCUAAGCUCUUCCGCUGGACGUACUGUGACAGAUGAACUGUGAGCAUGCUGGAAUGGUGGGAAAUUAUAGUCAGACUUUCUCUCUACAUGUGGGUAUUUUGGCAACAAAGGUGGCUAUAUAGUAAACAUACACACACACACACACACACACACACACACACACACACACACACACACACACACACACACACACACACACACACACACACACACACUCAGAUGGAAGUGCAGCCAACGACAAGAUCAGUCAAGCGAGCGGCCAACAGGUGUGACGGUGUCAUGGGAUUUACCUGCCAUCCCUGGGUUCCCAGAGGAGGACUCAUUAAGAGUGGAAAAUUCCAUAUCUGGAACAUCUCUAUGGUUCCAUGGAAUCUUGGGAAAGGACUCUUCUGUCUCUGGGAUAACAACUAAUAUGAAUACACUUAGUUAUAGGUUAAGCAUUCAAAUAGUGUGCACUUGCUUGCUUUAAAUGAAGUAAGGGCCAAUAUUAUUAAAUCAAAAUCCAAUCAAAUCUCAUUUUAUUUGUCACGAGCGCCGAAUACAACAGGUAUAUAGACCUUACAGUGAAAUGCUUACUUAUGAGCCCAUUCCCAACAGUGCAGUUUUAAGAAAAUACCUAAAAACUGUCAAUGUUUAGUGCUUAGCUUGUGGAUAUCACUUUCAUAAAGUUCACAUAGCUAUUUCAGUUGUAGCUAAAGGGUGUUGAAUGAGUUCAUGUAAAUACCAUGCCAAUGAAUGUCUCCUCACUACAUACUGUAUGGAUGGAAGCACUUGUAUGAACUGUUGUAUGAAUUUGAAAUAUAUUUUUAACAUAGCUAUUUACAGUACUUACUUUUUUAUCAAAUCAGAUUUGAGCCUACACUUGUAAUUGCAAUCCUGAAAUGUAAAUCUAAUAUGAAGUUUAAAAACCAUAAUUAAUUAUUUGAUUGCACAUUCUGUAUCAACAACCAUUAAUGUCCCAAAUAAUAAAGAUUCACUGGUGAAAUACAUAA
Molecule: messenger RNA, 4084 nt
Organism: Oncorhynchus mykiss (rainbow trout)
Lineage: Eukaryota; Metazoa; Chordata; Actinopteri; Salmoniformes; Salmonidae
Gene: gprc5c
Product: G protein-coupled receptor, class C, group 5, member C
Biological process (GO): visual perception; G protein-coupled receptor signaling pathway
Cellular component (GO): signaling receptor complex; intracellular membrane-bounded organelle; extracellular exosome
Molecular function (GO): sevenless binding; protein kinase activator activity; G protein-coupled receptor activity
Source: RefSeq, a predicted model, not a curated record